GUCUGGGCGGUGUUGUCGUUAUUAUUACCAAUUUGUCACUUUCACAAUUCUAAAAUUUAAAUCCGAUUUAUAUCACAGAUUGCCGGCAUCAAGACACUUUUCAAAGAGAGAACACAAAACAACAUAGAUGUGAUAUGGAUACAACAUCUGUUUUGUACUAUGUUAUGCUGAUACCUAGUACACUGAUUGUUUUUGUUAUUUGUUUGUUUCUGCGCUGGAUUGGAUUGAAAUUUUUCCGCCACAAUUAACAGCUGAAGAACCAGUCAAAUAAAUAGUGACAUUUAUUAUAAAGAAUAAAAUGAGUUCUGAAGAAAACACAAACCAGUCCUUUCCAGGAACUAGCCAAUCAGAUGACAUGUUACAGUCAAUUGACCAAUCAGGAUUAACGUUGUUUAAUUCAAAAGAUGAAGACUCAGAUACAGGAGAGGAAGAAUCAGAGACUUACUAUUUUGAGUCUGACCAUACUGCACUGAAGGGUAACCAUGACUACCAAAUGAUGCUUCGAGCAAUAGCAACGUUAGAAGCACAAAGGAUUCAAGCUGUGAAAGAUCUGGACAAGUUAUACGAGUGUCAGAAAGAGGCAUUGACUGACCCGAUACAGUUUGUGGACAAGCUGCAGAGAGGACAGGACUUGAAAUUUCCUAAACCUCAAAAUAUUGUUGAGCUUCCACAAAUCAGCUGGGAGAAAUACACAAGUAAUCUGGAUUUCUCCUCGUUUGGUACGCACAGACACAUGACUAGACUGAAGAAACAGUUGAAGGAAGGAAAUAAUAUCUCAAGUUUAGAAGAUCAAAAAUCAUCUGUAAAAACUGAAUCAGAGGGAGUUAUUCGGGGUCGUGUGAAGACAGAAAAGAAAUCAGAGACAUUCAACCUUUUAUGGACACCAGAGGAACAGAAAAGACUUGAAGAAUUGCUCAUAGAAUAUCCACCAGAGGAAGUGGAAGCUAAAAGGUUUCAGAAAAUUGCAACAGCACUGGGAAAUAGAACCCCUAUACAGGUGCAGAGUAGAGUGCAGAAGUACUUCAUAAAGUUAGCAAAUGCUGGUUUGCCAAUCCCUGGCAGAUUGCCAAAUAUGGGUCUUUAUAAGAAAAAAGUACUAAGAAUAUUAUUGUGUUUACAGAAUCAGAAAGGUCAAAGAUAUCAGAAGAUGUAUAAUCCUUCAACAUUUUUUACGUCAAUUAUUCCUCCAGUGUACAUGUCUGAUGAUGAUAACUCUCAAAGUUACGAGGGUAGUGUUGUAUCGAAUACAGAAACGUUCGAUUAUAAGGAGGAAAAUGUAUCGGAUGAUGAAAGUAUACCUGUAGAGCUUAGAAGUACACCAGAAUACCAAGAACUGAUUAACUUGAAGCGACUUCGGAAAGAAAAGCUUGGCUAUAAAGCCACACCUACUGAACAUGUAGGAUUUAAGUGUGAUCGUUGUGACAUAGAGCCGAUUGUUGGCACCAGGUGGCACUGUACUGACUGUCCUCCAGACAUCGCCGUAGAUUUCUGUGAACAGUGCGUGGACUGUGGAUAUGAAACAAAGACACACAACUCUAGUCACAGAUUGAAACCUAAGAGAGCUACAGACAGUUCCACGUAUAUGGACUCAGACUAUAUAGGGUUUAUUCCGGGAGGUGCUUGUACAGGAUAUAAUUACUUGGAUCCGAACUAUAUGCCAGCAAGUUGACAUUGAUUCAGCAGAUUGUUGUGUUUAUUGGAACUGAGAGACCUGCAAAUACAUUGUGAAAAGUGAAUUGGUCAGGGUAAAAAUAAUGAUGUUAAGAAAAAAGGAAACUCGUUUUUUUUCAGACUUUUUUUUUAUAGCAGAGGGUACAACAAAAUGUGCAGAAUAAAAAGUUUUUUGAAUGAAUGUUGUAAAUUUAUGUUAAUUUUAGAAUAAAAUAUUCACAAAGAAG
Messenger RNA from Mercenaria mercenaria, 1898 nucleotides. Its product is annotated as ZZ-type zinc finger-containing protein 3-like. The coding region runs from base 299 to 1669 and encodes 456 amino acids. The transcript has 12 exons. Lineage: Eukaryota; Metazoa; Mollusca; Bivalvia; Venerida; Veneridae. The record is from RefSeq and is a predicted model, not a curated record. Gene Ontology annotation, molecular function: zinc ion binding.